This is a messenger RNA of Phytophthora sojae, 789 nucleotides long. RefSeq lists its product as hypothetical. NCBI's taxonomy places the organism in Eukaryota, Oomycota, Peronosporomycetes, Peronosporales, Peronosporaceae. The coding region runs from base 1 to 789 and encodes 262 amino acids. The record is from RefSeq and is a predicted model, not a curated record. The transcript has a single exon.
AUGGAGACGAGCACCGAAGUGAUCAACGAUGCAAUUAGGAGUCUCGACUGGAAUGGGGUCCAGGAUUCGCUGCUUCGUGAUGAAGAUGUCGACCCGGACCCUAUCGAGGUGUGCACAGCAUCAGUGGAUGACUGGAACCGCUACGUCAGGUCGCCAAACCAGGCGAUGAAGCCCAAGUAUAUGGAGUGGCGGGACGGGAGAAUUUGGAUCGUGGAGUGUGCGGGGGCUAUAGACUCCCUUACUGCCGGAAAAUUCAUUGUGGCGAUGUGCUUGGCGACGGGGACUGGCGACGAGCAUCUUGAGCCGUAUACGGAUUGCCACGACGAAGAACCACCAGCGGGUGCGGUGCUGGCGGAGCCAGACUGCAGCUUUGGACCCAGUGUUUGUGUUGGAGCAGUUCUACCCGACGGCAUUGGAAACUGGCUGGACUUUCAAACGGUGAACGUGGAGGUCGGCGUUUGUCAAGGUUGGCCAGGUUUGGAUCGUAAGUCAGCAAUUUGGCGCGAACAUGUCGGCGUUCAGUUUGUGGUGUCGAUACGGCUGUCACCGAAGCUACGGAUCCGCCAGUUUCAAUUCGAGGAGCGUGUGAACGGGGAGUUUCCCGUGGAUGACGCUCUCAACCGCGCCCCCGUUUUGCCCAUUGACCAGCAGCAUGCCAUGCUGCGGUUUGAUGCUCACCGGCUUCUGGGGCUUCCGGCGGGCGCCAACCUCCCCAGCGGAUUCAACAACCCAGUGGAGAUCAACCUCUUCCAACUGGUCGAGCAAGUUCGUCAAAGAGCGAAUGCGUAA